Molecule: messenger RNA, 2213 nt
Organism: Schistosoma guineensis
Lineage: Eukaryota; Metazoa; Platyhelminthes; Trematoda; Strigeidida; Schistosomatidae
Source: the annotation of a GenBank genome assembly
CUUCAAAUGACCCUUGUUCCAGUUUAUAAAUUUAAAAUAUGAUCUAAACUACUUGAUCGUUAAUAAAAUCUAAUCAAAAAAUAAAUAAGAAUAAUAUUUAAAGUGAUUCACUUAUAAUAAUCUUACUUUAAAUUUAUUCGAGAUCAAAUACAAACAAGAAUGUUAAGUUUUUUCAUAUUAACCUUUUUUACAACAGGUCUAGUUACUUCAAUCAAGCAAUCUGAGUUGAAUUUUGGCUAUAAAGAUGUAGCAUGCAACCUAUUGGAAUUGGCACAAGAGAAAAGUUUACAAAUUAUGAAAGAAGAACAAUUCACCAGGACUAUCAUUGAAUAUAUAUUGUCAAUAACAUGUGAAAAUAUAAAUGAUAUGAAUAAAAAACUUCAGUGCAAACAUUCAAUGGUUAGUGAAACAAGAACACUCCUAAAAGAUUUCAUUGAAUUCGUCGAAUCCAAUCGUUUCAAAACAAUGGUGAAUUGGUGUCAGUCCACAUUGGAAACACCUCAACAUGGUAAUUCCAGCUUUUUGUGUUCAACAUGUGAAAUGGCUGUAUCAUAUUUGAAAACUUUCAGUAAAUCUGAAGAAGCAAAAUCAUUUGUACAUCAAGCUCUUGAUAAAAUUUGUUCACUAACUGGAUCUUUUCAAGUUCAGUGCUCAUUUCUAGGAGGAAUGUUCAUUGACAAAUACAUUGAUACAAUCUCUAGCAUGGAUCCAGAUUCGGCUUGUAUGGUAAUUUAUUAUUUUUAGAAAAAUAAUAUGAAAACAUUGAACACUUUUUUGCUUGAACACAAAUCUUAGUAAAGUCAUAUUUAAAAGGAAUGAAAAACUAUUUUACACACUUUUACAAGAAUUUCAAUCACUGUAAGUAGUUAGUGUUUUUUAUAUCUACAGAUGGAUAGUUUUUCUGAAUGAAAUAUAACUGACACUGAGGUAUCAUAAAUGAUUUUAUUGCUGAUUGUAUAUACAUAUAUAUAAACAUUUAAUUAUAUUCGUACUAUUCCGCUUGAAUAAGUACCUACUGCCAACAUAUAAACAUGUUAUUAGGUCACUAAACCCUGUAGGAUUGUGAUAAUUGCCGCUUAUCAACCAUAGCACUAUCAUUACUAGUAGUGAAUAGGGUAAUAUGAUAUUUUACCAUUAAAUAUUUUUGUUUUAUUUAAUGAAGGAAUGUCAGUAAAUAUAAAUACUGAUUGUACUAAAUUCUAAUAUCUAUAGAUUACAUGUUACUAUAAUAAGAAUCACUCUGGUUAGUUUGACACUUUUUAUGAACGUAUUUUGCGAAGGAACUGUAGGAUAAAUAGGUAUAUGUUAAGGAAGAAAGAAUGAUUUCCAGAAAUUCCGAUUAUUUAUUGUCUGAUACGAUGAAACGAUAAUUUUAGAUCUUCACAAUUUAACAUAUUGAAAUGUAACUACAAUAGACAUUUAUUACUCAUAAGCGAUAACCGAACCAAGUAAUCUAUUCAGUACAGACAGUGUGUUGUGUGCUACUUAUGUCGACAGAUAUAAGUAGUAUUUAACAUCAAUCGAAAGUGGAAUGCCUGACAGUAGAAGGUUGAAAAGAUUGAAUAGAACAGUACGGAAACAGAGAGUGGUUGGUAUGGAAACGAAGGGACAACAAAGUCUAGGACAAUUGAUGAACAUUUUGCAAAUGAGUUAUUGAACAUAUAAACAAAUAACUCUGUAACUCUUUGUUCAAAUACAUUUGGUUGUCCCGUUUACGUCCCCGUUCACUACGAUAGUUUACUGAAAAAAAUUCGUGCAAAACGAAACAAAUACUCAGUUGGAUGAAUAACUUUGGAUUUUGCAGACUUUCAUUCCUUUACUUCAACGUAGUAUUUUUUUUACAAAUUUAGAGUAUCAAACUGAUUACAUAACAUUUACUGACUUCAUUAUAUAUGUCAGUCGAUUUGUGAUCGUUGACGUCGACGUUAACUAAUUGCAAUGAAUCUCAAAUGUAUAUUUAUGCUUUGUUUUUUUAAAUUUUCAUGUUGUUUUCAGACAAUGCACAUGUGUUUAUGAAAAUAAAUACGGUCAACUUAAAUAUGUAAAAGAAGAUUUCGGUUUAAUUGAAAUCGAUUUUAUUACUAAAAUUAAUUACUUUAUGUUUGUAAAUUUAAUACACCAUUUAAACAAAGUUUUGAAAAAUACUUUUAUUAUAUAUAUAUACAUGAAGCAUUAAAAUAAAUCGUAAAAACAUUAUUGGUUAAAUGAACAGU